UCAAAAAUUGAAGAUUUUGAGUUAGUUAUAUCACUGAAUUUGUCAUUUUCUAUAUUUAUUUGUGGUAAGAACGCCAUAACUCUAGUAUCAAAAUUGUCCAUUAUAUGUCGCUCAAGGCAUAGUGACUCAUUUUCUUUCAGACGAAUCGUUUAGUUGGCAUAGCGUUUUAUUUCAGUUACGUCUUGACUCUUGCAGAGGAAGCAUCGUUUUAGCUCCUGCUACAGUGACAUAUUUCUUGUUAUGACAGUGUUCUGACAAGGUAAAUAUGACCAGUCGAGGAAAACAACUCUUACAAUUAGCAUUGGAAUCGGUAGAAAACACAAAACAAGCAUCAUCCAAGGAGCCUGAAGUGACUGAAACUUUCUCUGAGUCAGGAAAGAAUGUCGAAGUCCUAGUAAACCAAAACGAGACACCACCAAGUUCUUCCCAGAACACCAAGAGUGUAGGCCUAGGGAUGUCGACAAUGCAGUGCACACAUUUGGGUGAAAGGCGUAAUUCUACAUCAAGCAAUAUUUCUUCAUCAAGUAAUAGCUCUUCAUCAAGCAGCAGCACCUCAUCAUCCUCGUCAAAGAGCAGUGCAUCAUCAACUCAUGCAGCAACACCAGAAGAUGUGCUAGACUCUGAUGAUUCUGUUGCAGAUAAGACCUACGAACCAAAUUAUGAUGAAGAUUCAGAAGGAGUUGGUAGUAAUGACGAUGACUCUUCCCUGACUCCAAAUGUUGAUACUGCUACACUUGGAAAUAAGGACACCAAAGAAUUAGAGAGCCCAGCUAAAAAAAGGUUCGAAAAGGAAGAAACAACCAGAAAAGUGGGGGCGACAUCUCCAGAAAAAACUAAGAAAUGAA
Messenger RNA from Penaeus indicus, 845 nucleotides. RefSeq lists its product as uncharacterized. The record is from RefSeq and is a predicted model, not a curated record. The transcript has 3 exons. Lineage: Eukaryota; Metazoa; Arthropoda; Malacostraca; Decapoda; Penaeidae. The coding region runs from base 266 to 844 and encodes 192 amino acids.